AUGGACCCGAGAGAUACAGACAUCGAAAUGAAACUAACCACUCCAAAUCCAGAGGUGGCCCACAGCCACAAACAAUCAGCCAAAAUAAAAUCAGUCACAACCCUCCAAUCCCAGAUCGAUUCAAUCCAAUCCGAUCUAAACGAAAUUCUCCCCAAGCUACACAACGAUCCCAACAAAACAGUCAAGCAACACAUUCACCUCCUGCACUCUUACAAUGAGAUCAAGGAUGUGGCGCAGGGAUUGAUGGGACUACUGGCCGAGAGUCGAGGGGAGAGAAUUGGGGACGUGAGUAGGAGUUUUGGGAUGUUGGAGAAGGAUUGA
Molecule: messenger RNA, 321 nt
Organism: Penicillium waksmanii
Lineage: Eukaryota; Fungi; Ascomycota; Eurotiomycetes; Eurotiales; Aspergillaceae
Product: SWI5/SAE3 family protein
Exons: 3
Coding region: 1-321 (106 amino acids)
Biological process (GO): meiotic joint molecule formation; double-strand break repair via homologous recombination; meiotic DNA recombinase assembly involved in reciprocal meiotic recombination
Cellular component (GO): Swi5-Swi2 complex; Swi5-Sfr1 complex
Source: RefSeq, a predicted model, not a curated record